Messenger RNA from Orbilia oligospora ATCC 24927, 1014 nucleotides. RefSeq lists its product as uncharacterized. Gene Ontology annotation, cellular component: nucleoplasm; cytoplasm; ASAP complex. The record is from RefSeq and is a predicted model, not a curated record. Gene Ontology annotation, molecular function: RNA binding. Gene Ontology annotation, biological process: mRNA splicing, via spliceosome. The transcript has 3 exons. Lineage: Eukaryota; Fungi; Ascomycota; Orbiliomycetes; Orbiliales; Orbiliaceae. Bases 1 to 1014 code for a protein of 337 amino acids.
AUGCCAUCACCGACACCGCCCCCAAAUCGCGGUCGGUCGUACAGCCGCUCUCGCUCUCCUCGUCCUGGAGCACGCGACUAUUCUCGCAGCAAAUCCCGGUCUCGUACUCCCAACAACGCUCCUCGAGGCCGUUCGUACACUCGUUCUCGCUCUCCCCGUUCCAGAAGCCCUCGCUCUAGAUCCCGUUCUCGUUCGUACUCCAGAUCUAGAUCUCGCAGCGCAGGUCCUCGCAAUGCUGCAGGCGCCGGAGGUCCUGCCGAUAAUGCUGGUAGUCCUAGGAACCGUGGAGGCGACAAGCGAGGCAGAAGUUAUUCGAGGAGUUUGAGUCGUAGCCGGAGCAGGACUAGGAGCUAUUCUAGGAGUCGCAGUCCCUAUAAUCGUCGUGGAGGUCCAGGAGGCGCACAAGGUGGCCGGUUUAACUCAAGAAGCUAUAGUAGAAGCUUGAGUCCUGCAGGCCCAUUAGGACUUCCCGGUGGGAAGAGCUCUAAGAUUGUGGUUGAAAAACUCACAAAGAACAUAACGGUUCCACAUAUAACCGAGAUUUUUGGCGUAUACGGCACGAUUAAAGAUAUCGACAUGCCGAUGAACAGAAUGUUCAAUACGAAUCGUGGAGUGGUCUACGUCAUAUACACCUCCCCACAAGACCAGUUGGUGGAUAUAAGGGCAGCGGAAGGAGAGGAAGAUUUGGACCUGGUGGUGGCGGCGGAGGAGGAGGAGGAAGGAGCAGGAGCAGAAGCCCAAGAAGAGGUGGAGAUAGUUAUCGGCCGCCCGGAGGUGGCGGAGGUGGAAGCGGUACCGGCGGACGAGGAAGACGUAGCCCGAGCUACAGUAGUUAUGGAAGUCGAAGCAGGUCAAGAUCUAGGACCAGGAGCCGGUCUAGAAGCAGAUCGAGGUCAGAUAGCAGGAGCAGGAGCAGAAGCCGCAGCAGAAGCUACUCAAGCUCACCGAAGAGACGAUCCGGAGGCGGUGGUGGAGCACGUAGAAGGUAAUUGCGCUUACAGCUAUAACCUAUGA